AUGGCCUCUGCCUCUGUACAGCAACUUCUUGCUGCCUUGACAAUCUAUAUCUUAUACUACGACAAAGUAUACAAUAUACUAGUUGAUUGGAUAGCUGACCAACCAUUUAUCUACAAUACUCAUUUAUUAAUCGCUCGGGUGAGAUCUACACAGCGUAUAAAUAACGUCUAUUCAACAAAGAAAAAGCCUGUGACUUUUUCUCCUUAG
This is a messenger RNA of Penicillium waksmanii, 207 nucleotides long. RefSeq lists its product as uncharacterized. The transcript has 2 exons. NCBI's taxonomy places the organism in Eukaryota, Fungi, Ascomycota, Eurotiomycetes, Eurotiales, Aspergillaceae. Bases 1 to 207 code for a protein of 68 amino acids. The record is from RefSeq and is a predicted model, not a curated record.